AUGGCGAAGAUGACCCCGUAUCUCAAAAAGCAUGUUGCCAACAGCCUCGCACCGCUACAAGAGGAGCUCUCGCGCAGCCAGCAGCGGGUCAAGGGCCUGGAAGAAGGGAUCGACAAGCUCUUCGAAGCCAUCGACCAGCCAUCCAGCAGCCUCCAACUGCGCGUCAAGCUCCAACGCCGCCCAGCCGGCAAUCUCGAACCAGCCCCCGACCGGUCUAUCCGCCCCUUCUCCCUCCACCACCACACCACCACCACCACCACCGAGCCCAGCCUCCGAGCGUCGCACCGCCACCUCCUCGCCCUGCACGAGAACCUCCGCACCAUCGUCACCGACCUCUCCCUGAACCACAACCACCUGUCCCGCCGCGUCGAACAGGGCGACGCCCACAACUCCAUGGUCUGCAUCAACGACCGUCUUCGCCUGGAAGAGCAACUGUCCAUAAUGAGUAAUGCCCUGUUCAGCACCAGGGCACAGGUGCAGUGGCUGCUGAACAGGGAGAGGACGCUGGGUGCUGCUAUUGAUCAGCAACAACAGCAGCAGCAGGCUGCGAUGAGGGGGAGGGCUCUAGCAGCCACGGUGGUGGGUCAGGCACAGACUGCAGAGCCCGGUGCUGGAGCCAAUGGAAGUGGAAACGGAAACGGGAAUGAGUAUCCAGCGGGCACCGGGCCUGGGAUUGCUGGGCCGCAGUUGAGACCGGCGAGGAGGACCAGUGGGGGCGGCAGCCAGGAGCGAGUCAAGUUGUGA
This is a messenger RNA of Endocarpon pusillum Z07020, 744 nucleotides long. RefSeq lists its product as uncharacterized. The coding region runs from base 1 to 744 and encodes 247 amino acids. The transcript has 2 exons. NCBI's taxonomy places the organism in Eukaryota, Fungi, Ascomycota, Eurotiomycetes, Verrucariales, Verrucariaceae. The record is from RefSeq and is a predicted model, not a curated record.